AAAACAAACACAAUAACAAAACGAAACGUAAAAAGUAGAAAACACAAAAACUAUAAUCAAAACAGGAAACAAUACACCCCCAACCUUCAUUCCAUUCUGUUCUGUUCAGAUCAUUGUCAAGUUAAAGAUCCCAAAAACAAAGGAAAAAAAAGGCAAAAAAGUAGUGGUGGAUGGCAAAAACCAACAAGUAUACCUCCAUUAACUUCAAUCAGAUCUACGAGAAAACCCUUCCUUCCAAUUCCAAUCCCAACUCCAAACCCAUCAAAAAACCAUCUUCCUCUUCAUCUUCCUCUUCACCCUCUUACUCUGCAAUCUCUUCUCCCAAGACCCAUGGCCGCAUGUUGGUCCUGACCCGACCCACACCCACACCCACAUCCAAGCCCAAACCCAUCACCACUCCACCACCGCAACCUCUUUCCCCACAGCCCCAGCAAAGCCAGCUGAUCCCCGAUCGGACCCGGUCUGAUCCCGGUUCGGACCAGAUUUCUCUUCGUCCGUUGGGUAGUACCGGCUCCGGUUCUCCUGCUCUGUCACCGGUUCCGAGCUUUGAGAGGGACAAGGAGGUGGUGGGUGUGGUCACGUCUCCGAAGCCGGACAAAUUUGUGCCUCCACAUCUUAGACCCGGUUUUUCGGGGAGGGAGGAGCGGAUUGGACCGGAUAUGGUCCGGGUCAGGGAAUCGGGGCGGAACAAUUUCGGGACUCCGGGUAGGUACGGAGAGGAUGGGCGGCCCAAAUCGGGUGGUGGGUAUGAGAGGAUGAUGAGGGGUGAUGAAUCGGAGCUGGGAAUGGCGAAUCGGCCAAGAUCGAGUGGAAGCCGGCCUGGUUCGAGUGGAUGAUUAUUUUGGUGAAUUGAUUCUUUCCUGCGGACAAGGAUGGGACGUACUUGAUGCCACAAAGGGAUUCUCUAUAGGGACCAACUUCUGUCAUUUUUCUCUCUGGAACUGGCCUUGAUUUUCAGAAUGAACGGAAUUUCAAUUUUUGGAAGAUAGUAUCCAAUCAGGUGGCACCUUCUCAACCCCAAGUGACUGGAUUUAUGCCAAAUUUUGAAGUGCUGUAUCGCAAAAGAUAGGCUUAGGCAUCUAAGUCUUUUUAAUGCUUGAUCAUUGGUUCUGUUAUUCAGGUUCCAGUGAAAUGCAGAAUUAACAUGUUUGAUUUUCAGUUUUAAGGUUCUUUUUAUCUGUUUUUAGGUUAGCAUCUUGUUGGGAUGCUUCCAAUUACAUUGUUAUAUGCCUUCACGGUACUCUUUGAUGAUCCUACUUGUGUAAAAAGAUUUAUUUCGUGGCAUUACCUAUCUCAUAUACUUUUACAAAUCAAAGAAUCUAUCUCAUUACUUUUUGCAUUUAA
Quercus robur (English oak) is the source of this 1344-nucleotide messenger RNA. RefSeq lists its product as uncharacterized. NCBI's taxonomy places the organism in Eukaryota, Viridiplantae, Streptophyta, Magnoliopsida, Fagales, Fagaceae. The transcript is spliced from 2 exons. The record is from RefSeq and is a predicted model, not a curated record. Bases 171 to 836 code for a protein of 221 amino acids.